Molecule: messenger RNA, 2827 nt
Organism: Pollicipes pollicipes
Lineage: Eukaryota; Metazoa; Arthropoda; Thecostraca; Pollicipedomorpha; Pollicipedidae
Product: mucolipin-3
Exons: 2
Coding region: 1-1845 (614 amino acids)
Cellular component (GO): lysosomal membrane; plasma membrane
Molecular function (GO): NAADP-sensitive calcium-release channel activity
Source: RefSeq, a predicted model, not a curated record
AUGGACCAGAUCGGCAAAAUACUCUUCACAGUGACGCCCGCUCCGGCCGGCACCGAGCGCUGGGAGCGUAUCAACUCGCCCGACCCGGGCCAGCGCGCCGCCGGCGAGCGCACGCGCCGUAAGCUGCAGUUCUUCUUCAUGAGCCCGGUGGACAAAUGGCGCGCGCGCAGCCGGCCGCCCUACAAGUUGGUGAUGCAGCUGGUCAAGGUGGUGCUGGUGACGCUGCAGCUGUCGCUGUUCGCCAGCCGGCGAUAUGCACACGUGACGUAUCUGCAGAACAGCCAGACCUCGCUGGAGCACCUGUUCGUGCUCGGCUGGGACGUCACCCGCGAGGUGAACACGUACCCGCCGGCCGUCGGCCCGCUGGCCGUCUACUCGCAGGGACGCUUCUUCGAGACGCUGGACUACGCCGUCAACGCCUACUACGACAUCGGCAGCCAAUCGAUCGGCGGCGUGGCCUUCCCUAACGCCAGCGGUCCGGUGGCGCAGCUGUGCCUGGACGAGUACCGCGUGGCCGACGUGAAUCCGGGGAGCCUGUCGUUCGCCUUCGACCAGCGCGUGCAGUCGCGCUGCGUGCGCUUGCAGCCGGGGGCCGCGGAGGUGCAGUACCACAACUUCUCUAGUCUCAGUUACCUGCGCCAGAGGGACUUCAACCUGUCGUUUGUGAGCAUGCGGCAGACGCGGCUGUCGUUCGGCCUGAACGCCAUCAAACUGAAGCUGGUGAUGCCGCUGGACGUGCCCGACUGCUACUACUUCAACGUCUCGCUGACCUUGGACAACAAGAACCAAGACGGCCAGAUCCUAGUCAACAUGGAGGUGAACGCCAAUCUGCUAGUCUGCGAAGGCAACACCGAGUUUCAGCACGACGACACCGAAAUCGAAGUGCUCUUCACGCUGGUUAACGUGGUGGUGAUCAUGGUGUGCGCCGUCUCGCUCAUCAUGUGUGUUCGCGCCAUCUACCGGGCCGAGCUGUUGCGCCGCGAGACGCAGACGACCAUGAAGAAAUACUUUCAGUACGACCUGACGCUAGAUGAGCACCUGCGCUUCCUCAAUCUCUGGUACGUUCUUAUCAUCAUUAACGACGUGCUCAUCAUCGUCGCCUCUCUGAUCAAGAUCCAGCUGGAGAACAAGAUGGGAGACUCAGGCGAAGGUGCCGAAACGUGGAACGUCUGCUCCGUUAUCCUCGGCGUCGGCAACCUGCUGGUAUGGGUCGGCAUCCUCCGCUACCUGGGCUUCUUCCACUCGUACAACGUGCUUAUCCUGACGGUGCGGAAGUCGAUGCCGAGCGUGCUGCGGUUCUCCGUGUGUGCGCUCAUCUGCUACGCCGGCUUUUUGUUCUGCGGCUGGCUCAUCCUCAGCCCGUACCACGUGAAGUUCCGCACCCUCAGUCGCACAUCCGAGACGCUCUUCUCGCUUAUGAAUGGUGAUGACAUGUUUGCCACGUUCGCCCAGACCUCGCCCAAGUCCUGCCUGGUCUUCUGGUUUGCCAAGUUGUACGUCUACAUCUUCAUCUUCUUCUUCAUCUACCUGGUGCUCAGCCUGAUGAUCUCCAUCAUCAUGGACUCGUACGAGACGAUCAAGACGUACUACCACGAGGGCUUCCCGGAGACACCGCUGGACGAGUUUGUACAGGUGCGCCGGUACGACCCUGCCACGGGCGUGUACCGCCAGGACCAGGACGAGAUGUUGCUCUGCCGCCUGCUCACAUUCUGCGGCGGCUGCUGCCGACCGGACGCCAGCGCCGCCGGCGGGCCGGCCGCCGCCAGCGCCGCCGCCGACUCCUCCGCCGGUUCCGCCGCCGACCCCGGCGAGACCACGCCGCUGCUCAACUCGGUCCCCGCGUGAGCCCGGCCAUGAGGCGGGUGCAUCCUCUGCUCGUGCGGUGCUCUCGGGCCCUCUCCCCCUCCACGCUAUACUAAACAGGACGUGGUUGUGAGUGAGAAGACACCGCUGCUCAGCUUCUGUUUAAUCUGAAGACUUGCCGCGAAACCACAGCGCAACGACCGAAACAGUGUGUCAUACGCCCGCUCCACACAUACGCUGGAAGUGGAGAUGCGCUUGUAUCGGCGCCGUGCGGUUUGGUUGGUACUGCCCCACCAUGCGAGUGGUCUCAAGCCGAACCACUGUGCCCUCUGGCUGGUAGACGCUUGUUGACAUCCUACUUAGAAUGCCGCGACUUGGUUCGAUAGAAAACGAUCGCGGUCAGAUCAGGUUUUGAGUACGAGGGCCAUUGAUAUAGGCGCUGGUGAAGUAUUCUGGCUAUCCCCGAUCAGCCUCUGCUUCGUCGUUUUGUCGUGGAUCAGCUGCGUUCUGUGAUUAGGCGACUGUAUUUGUGUAUUUGUGGCUAUCGACGUUUAUCAAAGUCACAAGCAUUUCCUGUUGGCGGUACGUGGUGAAGCAUGCAGCAUCCGUACCCUACUUAUGGUGGUUUGCAAUACGUUUGCCGUAAGAUGUUUACGCGUAUUUAUACUUUACAAGGAUAUAUAACAGAACAACUAUAUAGACAUUUAAUCUAAUUAUGCAGCAAAUUUAACGUAUGAAAUAUUGACAAUAACAUAGUCAUGCAUGCCACAUAUUUAAGUAAUAAUUGUUCUCACGGUUUAACCGUAGUAGGCCAUAUUUCUUUGCUAUCUUUUAUUUCAUCCGAGCCGGUACAUUACCCACAUUAUCAUCGAUACUGGCUUCAUAUCCAUACGAGUGAUCUUGAAGGCAUUUGGAACAUGUUCCGUGUCCGGACGGCGGUAUCCUGUUCAGCUUGUCGCGUGCCAUGCGUCUCUGAGCGAUCCCCACGAUGAAAACCUGUACGAAAUACACUGCUGUAACUGGG